CAUCCCCCGGAGCAUCGCUCCACCAUCCACCCCCGGCCUGCCCUGGCGCUUUCAUCUCCCUCGGUCACAAUGAACUCCCGCGAGCACUCGGAUAUGCCUCCGGCCCCUUCCUACCCCUCGCCCAACGCGGCGCAGAUGAGUCAGGGCGCCAUGCAGUACUACAACCGUCAGUUGACCGCCGACGAGCUCCUCACUGCCGAACUGUCGCGCGAAACCUCUGGCCCCGGCCUCGCCGAUGCCUCCAGCAACGGCGUGCACCAUGGUCAGUCCAUGGUCCUGGGCUCCUCCAACCCUGGCGGUGCUGAUAUGGGCCGCCCGUCGUCUCCCGACCAGCAUCAACAACACAUGCUCCAGUUCACCCCAAGCCAGCAAGUGGGCGUCGAUCCGAAUCACGAUCUGAGCUACGGUGACCAGAGCGCCAGAAGGAAGCGAUCAAAGAUUUCUCGAGCGUGCGAUGAGUGCAGGCGCAAGAAGGUCCGUUGCGAUGCAAGCUCCGAAUCCGGUGUCGAAACCUGCUCGAACUGUCGUCGCCUUGGGGUUGUUUGUCAAUUCAGCCGUGUUCCCAUGAAGCGUGGCCCUAGCAAAGGUUACAUCAAGGAAUUGGCGGAGCGAUUGCAUACUCUCGAAAGUCAGAUGCAACCUGCUAUGGUCCACCCUGACAUGCCAUACCAAACGAUGAACGAAGUGUCUUCGCCAAGGGCGUACCAGGACUUUUCGCCACCAAUGGACGCUGGCCCAAUUGGCCGAAAAAGGACAUACUCGGUGUUUGAAGGGCUGCCAAGCUCAUCGUUUGCGCAGGCGCCUUUUAAUACUCGCCCGCAUAAUGCAUUUGAAGCAGGAGAAAGCUCGACCGAUCCUUGCAAUCCUUCUGUUAUGAACAACUCUGCGCCCAAGCCCGGAAAUCUGUUUUGGACCACCGGCAACGAAAACGAGUUACCGUCCGGACUCGAAAUACCUGAAGUGCCUAAGCAAGCUUUGGAUGAGGACAUGACUCCAUUGGAUGUGGAUGAGGGUGCACUCAAUGCUUACUACCAGAAGAUUCACCCCGUCUUUCCCAUCCUGCCACACUCCAAAGAACGUCUUCUUGAAAUUCUACACCAAUGCAGCCGAGAGGUCCAGGAGAUAUUUCUGUACAGCAUUUUUACAGUGACGCGUACCAACAUGGACCGUGUGAUGAGCACCUUCGAGAGGGUAACCUCGUUUGAUAAUGCCCAGGAUCUUCUUCUCUACUAUACCCGGCAGCCCGCCAUGGUGCGCCCAACUGGUGUGAACCUGAUCUGGCUUCAGACCAUGCUGCUCAUGAUCCUCGACUGUGACUACCGAGGGCCCGACAACUUCACCAUGAAAGAUGGAGUGCCUAAGCACUCGCUUAUCCAGUCUGCCACCAAGCUUGGCUCGGAUAUGGCGAAGGCUCUUGGCCAGUUGAAGACUAAACGGUCGUCGGACCCGGAUGUCGAUUCGGACGCAAACCUUGUAAGACGCAGUUGGGUAUCCCUGGGCAUCCUGACUCGCUGGUAUGCCAUCAGUGUUGCGGACCCUAGUGUCCUCGGAACAUUUGAGAUUGGUGGCCGUGAAGAUGAAAGAGUUCUUGGUUCGGUCGCCGCCGGAAUUGGCUCUUACUCCACUUUCCUUGUUGAGAUGGUUACACUGGCUGCGCAAGAACAUAACGUUUGCCAAACCAACUCAGGGCUAGGCCGUAUGGUUGGGGCGAAUCUGGUCGCAUCGCUUGAGCGUCUCACCGAGAUAGGGGAUUUCCGCAAGCCCUACGACAACAUAGAAGAGCCCACCCCUCACACCUUCAUCGAGAGCCUGCAGAACCAACUAUACUGGACUGUCCGCCUGUUGAUCAAACGCCACAUCUUCGUCUACAGCCCGUACGAGAUAAUCUAUGCUGCCGAAGAGGUGAUCAACGAAUUGCACAAGGCAAGCAUGCAGUCCCGCCUGACAACACCGUUCGACUUGCACAGUCUGGCUCUGGCUUCCAUGACUCUUCUCGAGUCCACCGUGCUCCCCGAGUUUGCAAACCAAUGCUGGGAGUCUCUCAAAAAGGUUGAAGACAUCCUCGAGUACCGCUCCAAACGCACGUCCGAGAUGGGCGAGUUCGGGGAUAUUCUCGCCACUGCAGGCUGGGAUGCCAAGAUCCACGUAUUUCUUGAAUGGCGACGCGCCAAGGCACAGGAGAACCAGCUCCAGGACCCCAACCUCGUGAAGAGCGGCUCCGCGGCGCCACCGGUCAUGGGUCCCAACGAGCAGCGCUCCCUCCAGCACCUGGCGGAUCUUGCCGUCGGCGCUGAGGGCCAAGUCGCCGCCAAUGUCUCCUCCCCUCCUCCCGCCAUCCCCUCAACCGAUAACAACAUGAACGCUACCUCCCCCAACCUGGUCUCUCCCCAGCUCCAGGGUCAUACGGUCGUGGAUUACACUCUCCUCACAAAAGAAGGUUACCUGAAUGUUUUCUCCGGGCUGAUCUAUCGUCGGUCUCGGUAAGCUAAGCAUGCAUGCAUGGCUGGAUGUGUUGUGUUUGCGUUUUUACUAGUGGUAAAUUGGAAAAUCGAAAUCUCUUUCUUUCUUAGUUGAGCUGGACUUCUCUUCUCUUCUCUUCUCUUGUCUUCUUUUCUCUUUUCGUUUCGGGAAAAGCCGCUUUUAUUCCUCAUGCUUAGUUACUUCUAAUGAUUGCUUCGUCUUGCUGUGCCGUGGCCAGCGUGUUGUUUUGUUUCUUGCUAGGUUCUGU
Molecule: messenger RNA, 2728 nt
Organism: Aspergillus heteromorphus CBS 117.55
Lineage: Eukaryota; Fungi; Ascomycota; Eurotiomycetes; Eurotiales; Aspergillaceae
Product: putative C6 finger domain protein
Exons: 6
Coding region: 70-2484 (804 amino acids)
Cellular component (GO): nucleus
Molecular function (GO): DNA-binding transcription factor activity, RNA polymerase II-specific; zinc ion binding
Source: RefSeq, a predicted model, not a curated record